UGAAAUCCAACGGCUCAGAUUCCAUCUCUACCCCAACGCAAUCAUCGCGUCCCCCUCUUCCCCAAAAUUAGCCUCCUCGCCCAAUUCUCUCUUAAAAAUAGAACUCUCUCUCUCUUUCCCAAAUUCAAAAACAAAAACCAGAUCCAACUCUCUUUCAUUUAUUUAUUUUUCCAAUUCAACAACAGAACAGCAACAACCGCCACCGUAAUGGCAGCACCUUCAGCCCGCGAAGAAAAUGUUUACAUGGCCAAACUGGCGGAGCAAGCCGAGCGGUACGAGGAGAUGGUAGAGUUCAUGGAAAAAGUCUCUGCCUCCAUUGACAGCGAGGAGCUCUCCGUCGAAGAGCGGAACCUGCUCUCCGUCGCCUACAAAAACGUGAUCGGAGCAAGACGCGCUUCCUGGCGUAUUAUCUCAUCCAUUGAGCAGAAAGAGGAAAGCAGAGGAAACGAGGACCACGUGUCAGUCAUCCGUGAUUAUCGGUCUAAGAUUGAGUCUGAGCUUUCAUCGAUCUGCGACGGGAUCUUGAAAUUGCUCGACUCCAGGUUGAUUCCGGCUGCAUCUGCCGGCGAUUCGAAGGUUUUUUAUUUGAAAAUGAAAGGUGAUUAUCAUAGGUAUCUCGCCGAGUUUAAAACUGGCGCUGAGAGAAAAGAAGCUGCCGAAUCUACCCUCACUGCUUACAAAGCUGCUCAGGAUAUUGCAAAUGCAGAGUUGGCUCCAACUCAUCCGAUCCGUCUCGGAUUGGCUCUCAACUUUUCUGUGUUCUACUACGAGAUUCUGAAUUCACCCGAUCGGGCUUGCAAUCUCGCUAAACAGGCUUUUGAUGAGGCAAUUGCCGAGUUGGACACUUUGGGCGAGGAGUCGUACAAGGACAGCACUUUGAUCAUGCAACUUCUGCGGGACAAUCUCACUUUGUGGACAUCCGACAUGCAGGAUGAUGGUGCUGAUGAGAUUAAAGAAGCACCAAAGCCUAGCGAAGAACAGCAGUGACGCAGCGUCGUUGCAAAUUAGAAUUGAACUUCUCCCUUAUAUGUUUUUAACAGGAGAAGGUGCUUGUUGCUAAUUUGCUUGCUAUUCUGAGUUUUUAGGUAUUCUUGCCUUGGUUAAAUGAAUUGUGGACGAACCAAGCCUUUGUUUUCUUUUCUUUUUUCCUCCUUUUAUCCUUUUUUUUUUCUUUAGUUUGUCAUAUCAAUUUGUGUUUUGGAAUGUGCCUUAUUUUCUUAAUGCUAUGGAAGCUUUUAUA
This is a messenger RNA of Mercurialis annua (annual mercury), 1240 nucleotides long. Its product is annotated as 14-3-3-like protein. Gene Ontology annotation, biological process: signal transduction. The record is from RefSeq and is a predicted model, not a curated record. The coding region runs from base 208 to 987 and encodes 259 amino acids. Gene Ontology annotation, cellular component: cytoplasm. The transcript has 4 exons. NCBI's taxonomy places the organism in Eukaryota, Viridiplantae, Streptophyta, Magnoliopsida, Malpighiales, Euphorbiaceae.